This is a messenger RNA of Pediculus humanus corporis (human body louse), 1002 nucleotides long. RefSeq lists its product as uncharacterized. The record is from RefSeq and is a predicted model, not a curated record. The transcript is spliced from 5 exons. NCBI's taxonomy places the organism in Eukaryota, Metazoa, Arthropoda, Insecta, Psocodea, Pediculidae. The coding region runs from base 1 to 1002 and encodes 333 amino acids.
AUGAGUUUUGGUAGUUUUAUUCAUAAUUACACCCUAGGUUACGGGGAAAAUGAACAUUGGGAAAACUACGAUGGAAAUAUCGAUGCACCCGACGACGAUUAUUUUUUCAACGGAGAUGAUAAUCGUAAAUCAGUAAAUAAUUCGCAUAAAGGAUCAAUUCAAUCUUCUCUUACGGACGGAGAUCAAGAUUACAUAGAUAGAAUAUAUCCCACGUCGGAAAGUCCUCUUUGGUUCGAAGAAGGACAAGAAGGUUAUUAUUUCGAAGAAUAUUUCGAUGAAGAAUACGGAGAAGAAGAAGAAGAAACGGAAUCGAACGUGAGCAGUUAUGAAGAAUCAACGCCGGUUAUACCAAAAGAAUCCGAUACUCAAGGGGAUAGACAGAGAAGCAUAUUCGUACACAGUUGUCCGUCCAAUUUUGCUGCCAUUAACAGAGCCAGGAAAAGCGUUUUCGGUUCGAUUUUUUUAAGCACGACCGGUCAUUCGCAAGAUGAUUCGACAUUGUUAAAAGCCGUUGCCGACAGCAAUUAUAACAUGUUGCAAUCGCUAUUGAAUUCAUUUGAAAAAGUACUUGCUAGCAUACCCAACGAUUCGGAUAAGAAAAAGACAUUGAGAUCGUAUAAAUCAUCAAUUGUUGAAAUGUUGGAAAAGCAAGGAAUUAGAAAAACACAUACGGAUGGUAGCGUUCAUUGGGAUAUAUAUCCGAUAUCUCAAUCAUAUUUAUUUUCAAUACAAAUCGGUGAUAACAUACAUCAAACGAGAAAUUUAUCAAAAAUCGAAAAUAGAAUAUUAAUGGGUACAAUACAUUUAACAAAAUCAUCUUACAAAUGGGCGACAAAUAGCCUUUGGUCAGGAAGUUGGGAUUGUAUUGGAAUGUCCGGAAGCGGAACCUAUAUUAUGCCGCACGGUUAUUUACGGGAAUUUAAUUUGGUUUUACGUAAUGUGUCGCGUCAUUACAAUUGUCGUCGUUUCCGUUCGGUAUUAAACUACAUCACGUUUUCGUAA